Messenger RNA from Epinephelus moara (kelp grouper), 1520 nucleotides. It is a transcript of the gene gale, whose product is annotated as UDP-galactose-4-epimerase. Gene Ontology annotation, molecular function: UDP-glucose 4-epimerase activity. Gene Ontology annotation, biological process: beta-D-galactose catabolic process via UDP-galactose, Leloir pathway. Gene Ontology annotation, cellular component: cytosol. The record is from RefSeq and is a predicted model, not a curated record. The transcript is spliced from 11 exons. Bases 162 to 1214 code for a protein of 350 amino acids. NCBI's taxonomy places the organism in Eukaryota, Metazoa, Chordata, Actinopteri, Perciformes, Serranidae.
GAAAUGUCUGAAGGAGAGAUGGGAAACUUCACUUUAUAAAGUGACAGAUAAACCUCCAGUCUGUCUUCACACACACCUCCUUUGCUUCUACUGACCAGUUUCAUCAAGACACCUCGCCGGGACCGACAGUUUACAUUCCUACCAGGAAAUACAGUGAGAGAAUGGCAGAGAAGGUGCUGGUCACAGGUGGAGGAGGCUACAUUGGGAGUCACUGCGUGGUAGAGCUCAUUGACGCAGGCUACCAGCCAGUUGUGGUAGAUAACUUUAGUAAUGCUGUCAGAGGAGAAGGCGACGUGCCAGAGAGCAUACUUAGGAUAGAGAAGUUCCUUGACACCAGCAUUGAGUUUCAUGAACUAGAUCUUCUGGACAAACCUGGCUUGGAAAAACUCUUCAAAAAGCAUUCUUUCAGUGCGGUGAUGCACUUUGCUGGUCUGAAGGCUGUUGGCGAGUCAGUGGAGCAGCCAUUACGCUACUACAGAGUUAACCUCACCGCUUCCUUAAAUCUGCUAGAGGUGAUGCAGGCUCACAGGGUGCACAAUCUGGUCUUUAGCAGCUCAGCGACAGUGUACGGAGACCCACAGUAUCUUCCAAUCGACGAGCAGCAUCCGGCAGGGGGCUGCACCAACCCCUACGGCCAGACCAAAUACUUCAUUGAGGAGAUGAUCAAGGACCACUGUAAAGCUGAGAAGGACUGGAAUGCAGUGCUGCUGCGUUAUUUCAAUCCAAUCGGAGCUCAUUCCUCUGGCCAGAUAGGAGAGGAUCCACAGGGUAUCCCUAACAACCUGCUGCCAUAUGUUGCCCAGGUUGCCGUUGGGAGAAGAAAGUGCCUCAGUGUAUUUGGGAACGACUAUGACACAGUUGAUGGGACAGGUGUGCGAGAUUACAUCCACGUCGUAGAUCUGGCAAAAGGACACAUAGCAGCUCUGAAGAAGCUGAAGGAAGACUGCGGCUGCAAGGUUUACAACCUGGGGACAGGAACAGGCUACUCUGUGCUCCAGAUGGUGGAAGCCAUGAAGAAGGCAUCAGGGAAAGAGAUCCCACACAAAGUCGCCCCACGCAGGGCAGGAGACAUAGCAUCCUGUUACGCCGACCCUCGUCUAGCUGAGAAGGAGCUGGGCUGGAAGGCUGAAUUUGGCCUGGAAAGAAUGUGUGAGGAUCUUUGGCGCUGGCAGUCCAUGAACCCCACCGGAUUCACCAAUGGCCCAUCCUCUUGAUGUAACUUCAGCCUUUUGCUGUCGUUCAAUCCUCUUCUGAAUCACCAGGCCAAAGCAGACCAUCAGCGUCCUCAUUUUUGCAUAGCCUAUAAACCGAUGACUGACUUUAUAUUCACAUCUAAUUUUCCAUUUGUUCUCUAUUAAUGGUUUUUUACUGUUUACAUCCAAGGAGAGGCGUGUAAACAUGUCUGUAUGAUUUCAUUGUGUUGUUGUUGUUUCAAAUUAAAAAUGGAUUUGUUCUCCAUUAAUGUAUUGAUGUGUGAGCCAUAACAAUGAAAGAAUAAAUUAAUUUUCUUACUGAGGAAA